Molecule: messenger RNA, 222 nt
Organism: Penicillium maclennaniae
Lineage: Eukaryota; Fungi; Ascomycota; Eurotiomycetes; Eurotiales; Aspergillaceae
Exons: 2
Coding region: 1-222 (73 amino acids)
Source: RefSeq, a predicted model, not a curated record
AUGUCUCUGUGGAGCACGUACCGCUCCCUCACCCCCAAAACCCGAGCCCUGUUCGGCGUCGGUGUCAUGAUCUGGGCGUCCAUCGGACUGUGGACCACACCCCAAGUCGAGAAUGCCCUGGGUAUGGCGUCUACGAAGGAGGAACAAGAAGCUUUGGAUAGGCAAUUGGCCGUUCGAAUCUCCCGUGUCGGAGGAGACGAGAAGGAGAGUCGCGUCAAUUAA